ACUCGAGAAUUGUAAGCGUGACAAAAACAACAAAGCCGAGGCGCAUUUCACAAUAAUUAAAUGUUUUUCGAGCAAUUGCGGCGCGUUUAACCCAGCAAAACCGUUUGCAAUGAGUGAAUUAAGGACCCAGUGACCGGUUUAAGACGACCAGUGAUUGUGAAGCGCCAGCGGCGCUGCGAACUAAGCCAAAAUACGGCGAGCGAAAACGCCGACCGCAUAACCUGUACGUGUACGCAAGGCAAGGCGAAUGGAGGGCGGCAAGGGCAAGAGAAUGAAGGAGGAGGCGCCAAGCAAGAAGUUGCCGCCUAAAAUCUACGGCGGCGAUAUGUGCACCCCCACGAAGGCGGCCCACGACGAGAUCCUCAGCUCGCUGCUCCGGAUCAACAAUUUCGACUCGAUAUCGAGCAUCAAGGACGAGUCGCUGGACAUCGAUCUGUCCGCCUGCGUGACCAUCAGCUCCGCCAGUUUGGUUAAUGGGAACAGCCUCUCCUCCACGGACUUUUGGCGCGUCCUGGAUGAGAGUGCCCAAAACAACACCGAGCUGAAUCUCUCCUCGGAUGUAUGCCGCGAUGAUCUGGCGGCCACCAGCUCCUCCGCCGUGCCCAGCAGUUUGGCCAGUGAUAACCACUCUGGAUCUGAGUUUAGUGUGACUUUCCUGCGACCCGAGCCGCCGAAUGCCUUCACCAACUCACCCUUCAAGAAGACCUCUUCCAGUGGCACAUCCACGCCCGUGAAGCUAUCGCCAGAGCAGAUCCAACAACAGCAGCAGCUCCAGAUGCCCCAGUUGCUGCAACGCAAACCCAAGUUACCGGCAGCAACGGCGGUGCGUCUAAAGGUAUUUAAGGAGGAGCCGCCCGAGGAGAAACAUCCGCCAGAACAAGUGGUUACCAAGAUCGAGCUGUGCGAGUCCGAGUUCCUGCCACCCUCGUUCACCAUCUUUCAACAGGCCAAGUCUGCAGAGGCAGUUGCAGAUGCAGUUAGUAUGCCGCCACCGGCAGCCUCGGAAACCAAGCUGUUCGAGGUGGAUCCGGCACCGCUACAUAAGUGCCUCGACUGCAAUGGGAUGCUGUUGGAGACGCCCGAUGAAGUGGCCAAGCACGAAGCGGCCAACCAUCGGUUGAGGCUUACUUACCGCUGCACCGAGUGCCAGCGGGAGUUCGAGGUGCUGGCUGGAUUAAAGAAGCACUUAAAAACGCACCGUACAGAGGGACGCAAGGACACCUGGAAGAAGUGUCCCGACUGCGGCAAGUGCCUCAAAUUGGGCAGUAUGUGGAUGCACCGGAAAAUCCACAGCGAUAAUAAAAAAUACCAGUGUGACGUCUGCGGCCAGAAGUUUGUUCAGAAAAUAAACCUAACGCACCACGCUCGGAUUCACUCAUCCGAGAAGCCCUACGAAUGUCCCGAGUGUCAGAAGCGAUUUCAGGAGCGCUCCCAUCUGCAGCGCCACCAGAAGUACCACGCGCAGACGCGUUCCUACCGCUGUGAGAAGUGCGGCAAGAUGUAUAAAACGGAACGCUGCCUCAAGGUCCACAACCUGGUGCAUCUGGAGCAGCGACCGUUCGCAUGCACCGUGUGCGACAAGAGCUUUAUCAGCAACUCAAAACUGAAGCAGCACUCCAACAUACACACGGGCAUGCGGCCUUUUAAGUGCAACUACUGUCCGCGCGACUUUACAAACUUUCCCAAUUGGCUAAAGCACACGAGACGACGCCACAAGGUGGACCACAAGACGGGCGAACACCUCGAGAACAUUCCCUCCUAUUGCUCGAAAAAGUCGACCAGCAACAAAGCCCAAAAGGCUGCGGCGGCAGCAGCAGCGGCGGCGGCGGCGACAGCAGCAGCAGUAAAUCCCGAUGACCUUUCCGCUUCUGCUGAACUGAAAGUGAAGCCCAAUAUUGCACCUACUGCAGCACCGGCGCCCACAAAACAGACACGCAAAAAGAAGCAGCCACAGCAGGCCACCCUUGCCGCUUUGGGAAUCACUUUGCCAGCGGGUACAGCCCUGCAGCAGGUGCACCCGACGCCACCAGCACAACCGCAUCAGCAGGAGCUGACAACUGUGUUGGUUGCGCUGCCUCCGCCAGCACCCAAGCAGACCAAAGCAAAGCGAGAACGCAAGCAGCUGGCGCCCAAGCAACUGCAGCAAAAACCACCGCAGCUUUUGCAGCAGGCUCAAUUACCGCAGUCCACUCUGGAGCCUAUUGCUCCGGUGCCACAAAUCAAGAAGGAGCCGGUGCAGAACCAGGGUCCAUUCCUCGACUUGCACGGACUCAGCCUGACUUCAGCCGAAGAGCUGAUCAUGGAGCAGGCCCUGGAAAUGGAGGAGUGCGGUCUGUACGAUGCCCCUAAUGCGAACACUGAAAUGGGGACAUCUGACAACGCAAUCUCAGACUCGGCUGCUGCCCUUCACUUCCAGAUAAAGAACGAAUUACCGGACGAUAUGUUGCCGGAUGAUGAUUUUAUGCCUUGUAAACCCAGCGAUCGCAUAGCUUGUCCCUCACUAGAGUCUUCGCCGUUCUCGUCGCCCGCCUCCAUGGAGCUGACCGCCGUCUCCUCAUCAAGUGCCGCCACAUCGACGCAAGCAAUACCGGUGAGAUCUGGGAACUACUACCUGCCCGCCUUCACGCUAAAUGCGCACGGCAAGCUCAGCAAUACGGGGAAUGCAGCACAGUCUGUGACCACUAGUUUAGCUCAGACACCAUCCGUGUCCAUGGUGAAUGUGCCGCUGCUGGUGAGAUCUAACCAGAUGUUGCCAUCAGUGGAUACGCUACUCUUUACCAACCAGACCGGUGGCAGUCGAUUCUUUGCGGGGAAGUCGGCGACUGCAGCCACGUCGCAUAUGACAUGAUCAGGCGGCGGCGUCUGCUGCCCGUCAACAUGAACGCCUCAACGAUCUCCUGUGUCUUAGUUAAGUUAGCAGUGUGGACUUUGUUGCGCCCACGCAAUUGGGCGGUCGCUGACCACUGGCAAUCGUUUAAAGAAUUCGGAUGAGUGUCCGUAGGUUAUUAAGAGUAUGACGCUAAAUUUGUUUAAGUGAUAGACCUAAGCUGAUUUCUGCAUAGCGCCUAAGUGUAUUUGAGUGUAUAUAUAAACGUUUAUAUAUAGAAACAUAAUGAUAAAUCUUUGAUUUGUACGCUUCACACCAAUAAUAAAUUUCGUACAUAUUUUAUUUAAA
Molecule: messenger RNA, 3175 nt
Organism: Drosophila rhopaloa
Lineage: Eukaryota; Metazoa; Arthropoda; Insecta; Diptera; Drosophilidae
Gene: wdn
Product: serendipity locus protein H-1
Exons: 3
Coding region: 248-2848 (866 amino acids)
Biological process (GO): regulation of transcription by RNA polymerase II
Molecular function (GO): RNA polymerase II cis-regulatory region sequence-specific DNA binding; DNA-binding transcription factor activity
Source: RefSeq, a predicted model, not a curated record